ACCCUCCUUUUGGCUGGGGAAUGAGACCUUGAAAGUGCCCGUAGCGCUCUUUGCCUUGAAUAGAAGACGACUGUGUGAUCGCCUGAGACAGAAUAAGGAUGUCCAGCAGAAUUCAGUUGUUCUGCUGCAGGGUGGAGAAGAAACCCAGAGAUACUGUACUGAUACUGGUAUCGUGUUUCGCCAGGAAUCUUUCUUUCACUGGACUUUCGGAGUAACUGAAGCAGGCUGCUUUGGAGCGGUAGAUGUUGAUACUGGAAGAUCCAUGCUUUUUGUUCCACAACUCCCUGAAAGCUACGCGGUUUGGAUGGGAAAGAUCCAUCCCCCUGAAUUCUUCAAGAAAAAAUAUGCUGUGGAUGAAGUCCACUAUGUGAAUGAGAUAUCCAGUGUCUUGGCUUCGAAGAAACCUGCUGUGCUGCUUACUUUGCGCGGUGUUAAUACUGAUAGCGGAAAUGUCUCCAAAGAAGCUUCGUUUGAGGGAAUCAGCCAAUUUAAUGUGAACAACAAAAUCCUUCAUCCUGAAAUUGCAGAAUGUCGUGUGAUUAAGACAGACAUGGAGUUGGAAGUUCUGCGCUACACCAAUAAAAUCUCCAGUGAAGCUCAUAAAGAGGUAAUGAAGGCAGUAAAAGCAGGUAUGAAAGAAUACGAGAUGGAGAGCCUGUUCCAGCACUACUGCUAUGCGCAAGGUGGCAUGCGCCACACUUCCUACACUUGCAUCUGUGGCAGUGGGGAGAACUCAUCUGUUUUGCACUACGGCCAUGCUGGAGCCCCAAAUGAUAAGACUAUUGAAGACGGAGACUUGUGCCUGUUCGAUAUGGGAGGAGAGUAUUACUGCUAUGGCUCUGACAUCACCUGCACCUUCCCUGCAAAUGGAAAGUUCACUCCUGACCAGAGGGCUAUCUAUGAAGCGGUGCUGAAGUCAUCGCGGGCUGUAAUGAAAGCAGUCAAACCAGGGGUCGCCUGGCCUGAUAUGCACCGUCUGGCUGACAGAGUCCAUCUGGAGGAGUUGACUAAAAUUGGCAUUCUGAAAGGCAAUGUAGAUGACAUGGUGAAGGUUCAUCUGGGUGCAAUAUUUAUGCCACACGGACUUGGACAUCUACUUGGAAUCGAUGUGCAUGACGUUGGAGGCUACCCAGAGGGAGUGGAGCGCAUUGACCUGCCGGGGCUCAGGAGCCUGCGCACUGCCCGGAGCCUGGAGCAGGGCAUGGUGCUGACCAUCGAGCCGGGCAUCUACUUCAUCGACCACCUCUUGGACCAAGCCCUCCGUGAUCCUGCGCAGUCCUGUUUCAUCAACAACGACGUCCUGCAGCGCUUUAGAGGAUUUGGUGGGGUCCGGAUCGAGGAUGACAUCGCAGUGACAGCCAGUGGAAUGGAGCUGCUAACGUGCGUCCCACGUACUGUUGAAGAAAUAGAGGCUUUCAUGGCAGAAGGCCAAAGUAGUGCCAAGUCAUUUGACAGCCUCUCCAGCCAAAAGCAGUAAACUUCAGGAUGAUACUGUCUCACACUAAUCAGUCAUCGUUCUGAUUUAAUGCUGCAGCAUAUAAAAUAAAAUGCAUCCAAUUCUUAAUAGCAAGAGAGGCAGGCAGGCUAUUAGCUGGAAUGAUUCAUUCAUUAAAAAUGAAGGUAGAAAGCUUCCGCACUUGAUAUCCAGGUAACUCAAAUGCUGCUGCUUGUAAUCAGCAGUUUACAUUACCAAGUGCCACCUGAAUAACCCUGCUGCA
Messenger RNA from Fulmarus glacialis (Northern fulmar), 1718 nucleotides. It is a transcript of the gene PEPD, whose product is annotated as peptidase D. The annotation marks the transcript as partial. The transcript is spliced from 14 exons. The record is from RefSeq and is a predicted model, not a curated record. Lineage: Eukaryota; Metazoa; Chordata; Aves; Procellariiformes; Procellariidae. Gene Ontology annotation, molecular function: metalloaminopeptidase activity; manganese ion binding.